Acanthoscelides obtectus is the source of this 2672-nucleotide messenger RNA. The record is from the annotation of a GenBank genome assembly. NCBI's taxonomy places the organism in Eukaryota, Metazoa, Arthropoda, Insecta, Coleoptera, Chrysomelidae.
GGCCAAGUACAGUAUGUCGCUAACACAGUUCUCAACCCGUAUGUUCAGGCGUUUUAUAUAACGUUAUCUCAGCGUGGAAGUCAAUUCCAAGCUGAACGACCGCAAAAUAAAUGGUAGCCGAUAUCGACGCCUAAGAAGGCAGGCUCGGGUUUGCCAAUAAUCAUAAAACCACACGAUAAGAGUUUAAAAACUAAUCCGUCCAAGACAUUUCCUCCAGUUGGUCUCGGUAGGCUGUCAAAUAUACGCGGUUCAGUUGUCUUGGCAUCUUAUUGUCUCGCAUGAGCUCGUGUGUGAUUGGUGAAGAAGUGUUGUGAUGCAGCUGAACGUUCUGUGCUUCAUUUUUGUUGGAUACUUCAUAGAUUUGGUACUUUCGGAUUACAGAAAUGAUCAAAAUGUAAAAGGCCCAGUAAUAAUCCGGAAGAAAACCCACCACACCGUAUACAAACACAUCGUACCAAAGGGAGAAGAAAUAGUAGAACCAGAUUCUAAACACUACUUCAAACGCAAGCGGAAAGUAGUGAAGAAACCCAAGACAACGCAGAACCCCAAAUCUAAAAAUGAACGGUAUGAAUGGAUACGAGAAUCGAACAAGAACGAAAUUGUUAUGAGACCAGAGAAGACAGAAACUGUUGCUACCGAUGACGAAGGAUACCGGGCCCACUCCAAGGUCAUUACCAAGGAACACGUGGAGGUACAAGAGAUCAACCCUCUAGCGGCGUUCCCUUCAGAUAGAGUUGUCGUUAAAGGUACAUACAAGGUCCAUAAGACGGACCCAAACAUGCAAACUACCAGUACUGUCCACAGCUAUGACUCACCAACAGGCAAGGUCAUGGCUGAGAUCUUGACAGAGCUUGACCAAAUACGUCGCACACCAGAUGACAAGAAAACGGUUAUAGCUGAGGAAACCUCUUACAAGCCCUUCCAAAGGGAGCAGGAGUUGGAGAGCUUGUUCGACUUCGAUCCCUUCAAAGAAGACAAGGACAGUGAAAAUGAAUUCGGCUUUGACCCAUUCGAAACCCGAUCCAAUAAGGUCCAGUUUGAUGAUUUUUACGAUGAGACUGAAGAGGAUGAAAGUAGAGAUGAAUUAUUCAAAAAACCGUUUACUGGAUAUCGACAAGCCAAGAAUAACAAUAAAGUAGAAGAUAAUGAUUACGUCGAAUCUACGAAUUUCGAAGAUGAACCGAAGGAAGAAAAAAUGAUCACACCGUUUCCUAAGAUACAUUUCACCUAUCCCAGAUCCAGAGAUGGUGACUCGUAUUCAGAUUCUUCUCAUGCGGCAGAACCAAAGAACCACGACGAAAUGAUCACACCUUUUCCUAAGGUAUACUUUGAUGACCCAAGAGAUUUCGAUCAUCGUAGGCUAGAAGAUAUCAGAAACGAUUUCGAUCAUCCACAUGAGUCUGAAAGCAGAAGACAAUACGAUUACCCAGAAGAAGCGGAGAGCAAGACAAUUAACAUCACGCCAAAGACUGAAGAGCAGUAUCACUAUGAGUAUGAUUUUGCUGGGAAGGGUCAGGCCGCUAAAAGAAUGGCAGCCCACUUGAUGAGGGCUGAAGAUCAUCAUCAACCUUACGAUCCUACUAAGAGCAAAGGGCAAAAAGAAGUUAAGGAAGAAGACAAACCUGAACAAGAAGAAGAUCAUAGCUCUGAACGUGAUUCUGAAACUAAUGACGAAACUGAAGAGAGUGAAGAUAAAGUGGUUGAAGCUACAACCCCCAAAAUAGAAGAAAACCCUCAUCUUAUCCCACAAGUAGCAAAUCCGAACAUUCUUCCACAAGCAGUUAAAACAGAACCUGCACCAGUGACUGAAGAAAUAAAAGAAGACAAACCGACGAUGGCUGAGGAAGAAUAUGAUGAUCACUUUGAUUUCUUGAAACACGAUGAUGAAGAUUGUCCAUAUGAAAGGCUAAAAGGUUCGGAGACCAGUAACUUUGAGAACGACGCAUUGGAGAAGUAUGUGAUUUACAAGAUAUAUGGACCGCUAUAUAAUAGUGAACAUGAACAUUGAAGUUUCGUUAUAUUCCUUUCAAAUUGAAUGGUAUGCCAUAUUCUUGUUCAACUAGAUCUUAGACUGAAGGUGAUUUUUCUCUACCUACUUGUUACGCCAGAUAUACUCAGAGACAUGCAGAUCAUGUAGAUUUUUUCUGAGUAAAAUGUGUCAUGAGAAGUUUUUGUAUGACCUUCCAGAAUGCGAUUGCAAUAUGCCUCGCCAAUAGGCGUGGGAAGUGAAAAUCGAUUAGGAAAACAAGGUUGCAAUGUUAGUAUUGUGCAGAAAUCGUGAUGCCAAUUUUUUCUAGUGAUACACUAACCUGAUUGACAUAAUCACCCACAAAGAAAUCUACCUGGCCUGCGGUUGGCUCGAAAAAAACCGUCACACAAUUCGUUACAUCGCAUUGAAAUCGUUGACAUUAAAUUUUAGCACGUGCCGCGUUCAUUCGAACCAGCUAUGAUCGUUACAUAAUUAAUUAAUACUUUUUUUUCAUCAAUAAUUUGGCAAAUUUGGCACUGCCUAAUGAAAAUGUGCUGGCGGAUUACACGAUGCUCGAGGAUUGCGAUGUAAAAAGUUGAUGAUCAUUUUUUUUUUGUUGCAAAUACUCGUAUAUAGUCAAAAUCACGAAAGAUGACUAUUACGUCAUAUCAUAAAUUGUACCUAAGUAAUCAAUGGACGUACG